ACUUCCGAAUGUGAGUUUUCCCCCUUUAAAGUAUAAACUAGAAAUGCGAUUGUAAUUGCUGACUCAUUACUUUAGCCGGUGUUCACGACGGCGGCCAUGUUUGGUGCUAUUGUGGCUUGGAUAUGGAGAAAGUGGAAGGUGUCGAGCUUCGACCUAUACGGCUAUGCUGUCGCUGCUGGCUUCAUUGCAGGCGAGGGUCUCGGAGGUGUCGUCGGUGCCGUUCUCCAGAUUGCCGGUGUAUCGGGUGAUGUUCUCGGCACUACCGUCGCCUGCCCUGCUGGCUAUUGCUAGUCAUUUUUCUUUACGAGCUUCUUAUACCCCUGAGAGUUGAGAGCGAGCGGA
This is a messenger RNA of Annulohypoxylon maeteangense, 342 nucleotides long. RefSeq lists its product as uncharacterized. The coding region runs from base 97 to 291 and encodes 64 amino acids. Gene Ontology annotation, molecular function: oligopeptide transmembrane transporter activity. The record is from RefSeq and is a predicted model, not a curated record. The transcript has a single exon. Lineage: Eukaryota; Fungi; Ascomycota; Sordariomycetes; Xylariales; Hypoxylaceae.